Molecule: messenger RNA, 2849 nt
Organism: Microtus oregoni (creeping vole)
Lineage: Eukaryota; Metazoa; Chordata; Mammalia; Rodentia; Cricetidae
Gene: Ttc23
Product: tetratricopeptide repeat domain 23
Exons: 12
Coding region: 441-1823 (460 amino acids)
Molecular function (GO): protein binding
Source: RefSeq, a predicted model, not a curated record
UUCAUUCUUUGGCCUGGAAUUUUGUAAAAUACUGGGUUUCUUCAUGGACAAAGGCUGUUCUCAGUUUGGAUGAAACCACUCUAUUCAGACUUGUUGAUAGUUGUCGGGUUGUAAAAUCGUCAAAACGAUACGAAGGGGGCCAGACAGGCAAAACAGACGGUCAAGAGAACUGUGAAAGGAAACGGAGUUUCACCCCCUCCGACUGUGUAAUCUGACGAAGGAUUUUACGACAAAGCUGGAGGCAGAGAGUUAAGAAACAUUCCAGGUUGUUCUUAAUUUGUUGUUUUGCUAGUUUUAAGGGCACGUCGAGAGAAAACACGGACGCCAUCUGAGGGCGGGAAGGGGGAGUUUUCAGAGUUCUUUUCUCUUUAGAAUGAAGUUGGAAACGCGAUCCCCAGGUUAUCAGUGGAGUUUUGCAAGAGGACAAUGUGUAUGAGAAUAUGCAAGAAUCACAGGAGGUCCCCAUGUCCAACCACCUUGACGAAGUCAUUGCUGCGGUCAGCGACACUGCUAAGAAGAGAAUCCCGAACAAGCUGUUCCAGACAGCACUGUUCCAGCCCCCUCGAGAGAAACUCCACCUGUGUGAAGAGAAAGCAAAGUCCCACUUGAGCAACCGUGAGUACAAACAGGCCAUCCAGGAGCUUGUGCGCUGUGUGGCACUGACAAGAAUUUGCUACGGCAGCUCACACUGGAAACUAGCAGAGGCGUUUGUUAAUCUGGCUCAAGGCUACCUCCAGUUGAAAGGGAUGUCCCUACAAGCAAAGCAGCAUGCAGAAAAAGCCAAAGAAAUCCUGGCUAGCUCCAUGGAGAGUCCCUACCACGAUAAUACAAAUGUCUUCAAGUGUUCCAUAGAGCUUUUCUACACCACGGGGAAAGCAAUGCUCGCCCUGCAAAAAUUUAAAGAGGCCGUGGAGAACUUGUUAAAAGCGGAAAGACUUUCCAAGGAGAUGCUGCAGUGUGGGAACAUGAUAAAGGAGGAGUGGGUAGAAAUCCAAGCGCGGAUCAAGCUGUCGUUUGCACAGGUAUAUCAAGGUCAGAAAAGAUCAAAAGAAGCUUUGCCCUACUAUCAAAAGGCUUUGGAAUAUACUGAGACCAUCAAGGAUGAAAACAGUUUCGAGUGUGUACCAGUGCUAAGGGAACUGGCAGGUGUGGAGCAAGCCCUGGGAUUCUACGAUGCUGCUGUCAAUCAUUUCUCACGGGCACAUCUCAUCAUCCUGAGUAAAAAUCCCUCCCCAGAGGAGGCUGCAGACUCUGCACACUUUGUUGCCCGGGCUGCUGUUGCUUCUGGGAAGCACGAGCACUACGAUAUGGCCGAGCAGUAUUUCCAGGAAAGCAUGGGUCACGUGAAGGAUUCCGAAGGAGCAGGAAGAGCCAAGUUCCUUUUGAUUCAAGACGAAUUUUGCAAUUUUCUGCAAAUCACUGGACAAAAAGAAAGAGCCACCAUGAUCCUGAGAGAGUCCCUGGAAGCCAAAGUCGGAGCAUUUGGUGACUUCAGCCCUGAGGUGGCAGAAACAUACCGGUUCCUGGGCAGGGCAGACCUGGCCCAGGGAAACCACAGCAGAGCUCACAUGAAACUAAAGAAGGGAAUUAGGGGCCAGGGAGAAGACCCUUCAAUCACCAAAGAGUGUGUUCAGAUUGAGACGUUCUUGUAUGGAUCGCAGGACAAGAGGACCCUGGCCACGCAGCAGACCAUAGACACACUGUCCAAGAUCUCUGAGGUUGCCGUGAAGCCGAGGCAAUCUCCGAAAACCAAGGCAGCUUUCUGCACCAGCAUCCCUCAGAACACCGUGGCAGGCAAGGCCAAGCACAGUGUGGCAGACUGAGCCCCCCCAUGUACCCCAAAGAAAGCUCCACGAAAGACUUGGCAUUGCUUUUAGGAUGCUGAACAACUCUCUGUCCAACUAGAAGGUGAAAUUUAGCUGUCGCUGCAGGUUUUUAAGGCUGUUUGCAACAGCACUACCCUUGACUUCCAUAUCUCAAGUGCGGACGCCCUUCUAGAUGACCUUUUGCUUUGGUUAUUUUUUUUUUUUUUUGUCACUUUGAUAAUUCUCUCACCAAGGAGAAUGUCCCCUGUCAUCUCUACCGUGUCGGAAAGACUCUUCUGAAGUUGGAGGUUUUUUGCAGGAAAGAGCGUGCCCCCGAUUGCAGGUAGAGCCCCUGCACAGUCCAGAGCCGCCUCUGUUGUAGCAAGACUGCACAAAACCUUCCUUAGAGGAAAGUAAUAGGGACCGAGAAGAAAAUGCCAAUAAAGAGAAACUUGUGUUAUUGUCAAUUUGUGUGUUUAAAAUGAAGACUGGAGGGCUGGAGAGAUGGCUCAGUGGUUAAGAGCAUGGCCUGCUCUUCCAAAGGUCCUGAGUUCAAUUCCCAGCAACCACAUGGUGGCUCACAGCCAUCUGUAAUGAGGUCUGGUGCCCUCUUCUGGCCUGCAGGCAUACACACAGACAGAAUAUUGUAUACAUAAUAAAUAAAUAAAUAUUUAAAAAAAAUAAAAUAAAAUAAAAUGAAGACUGGAGUUGGCGAUGUGGCUCUAUGCCGGAGCGCUUUUCUGGGCUCCUUGAAGCCGGUUAUGGUUUGAAAGUGAAAUGCCCCUCAUAGACUCGUGUUUGAACACUUGGCCCCCACUGCUCUUGAGGCAAGGGUCUAGUUGGAUGAAGUGGGCCAUUGGAGAUUGGCCUUGAGGUUUCUUAGCCUGAGUCCUACUUUCUAUCUACUCUCUGCUUCCAGACUGCAGACUCUGUGUCUCUGCCUGGUGAUUCGGCAACCUACCUUCCCCACCAUGGUGUGUAUGUAUUUAUGUAUGUAUUAUGUAUGUAAUAUAUUAUUAUGUAUUAUGUGUGUGUAUAUAUAUA